Molecule: messenger RNA, 492 nt
Organism: Acanthoscelides obtectus
Lineage: Eukaryota; Metazoa; Arthropoda; Insecta; Coleoptera; Chrysomelidae
Source: the annotation of a GenBank genome assembly
AUGACAACGGUAGAUUCUGAUUCCGGACACACACCAAAAAUAGUUUUACCACAAACAAUUCGACCAUUUCCAAAAGCUACUUCUAGAAAAAGUCUUCGUCGUGGUAGACAGCCCGGAAAAACUAAAAUUUUAACAAAAACGCCAGAAAAACUAGACCAAGAUGAUAAGUAUGCACCGAAAAAUAAGAAAAUUAAAAUAACUACGAAAAGGCAAACAGGCAAAGCAAAGAAAAAGACAGUAAAAAGACAAGUUUUACAGUCAAGUGACAGUGAGACAGACCUUGACGAAGAACCCAAGUAUGAUGAUAGUUCUGAUAGUCCCUGGGAUGAAGUACCAGAUGUUACUGAUAAUUGGUUUUGUUUCAUCUGUGGGGAAGACAAAGUUAUGGACAUGAGACUUUGUGCCGUUUGUGGCAAAUAUGUCCAUGAAAUGUGUGUUGGACUAUCCAAAGAAGAUAAGGAGCAGUUUAUUUGUCCCAAUUGCUCCAAUUAA